Molecule: messenger RNA, 1365 nt
Organism: Larimichthys crocea (large yellow croaker)
Lineage: Eukaryota; Metazoa; Chordata; Actinopteri; Sciaenidae
Gene: pts
Product: 6-pyruvoyltetrahydropterin synthase
Exons: 6
Coding region: 232-678 (148 amino acids)
Biological process (GO): tetrahydrobiopterin biosynthetic process
Cellular component (GO): mitochondrion
Molecular function (GO): 6-pyruvoyltetrahydropterin synthase activity
Source: RefSeq, a predicted model, not a curated record
GAAGUGCAGUUUUUUGGCACUUCCGCUUUGGUUUCACUUCACAGCCUCUGUGUUGCUGCUUUGUUUUCUAAUGCAUAUCUGACACAUGUGAGUUGUAGUUACGCCCUGAUCUCAGCCAAUGAGCAUGCAGCGGGAGUCACGGGGGCUGAAGCUCUGACUGGAGACUACUUCAUGUCCUCUCAUCCCGGCCUCCAUGUGCAUUAGUCCUCUUCCCCGUCUCAGGUGUUCACCAUGGCCGGAUCAUCUGUGAGCGACAGCGGAGCGGAGCGUAUCGGAUACAUCAGCCGAGUGCAGUGCUUCAGCGCCUGCCACCGACUCCACAGCAUUCACCUGAGUGAUGAGGAGAACAAACAAGUUUAUGGAAAAUGCAACAAUCCCAACGGACACGGACACAACUACAAAGUGGAGGUGACAGUGCGUGGAAAGAUUGAUCGUCUCACUGGCAUGGUCAUGAACUUGACAGACUUGAAGAGGUGCAUUGAGGAUGUCAUCAUGACUCCGCUCGACCAUAAAAACCUGGAUAAAGACGUCCCAUACUUUGCCAAUGUAGUCAGCACGACUGAGAACGUGGCUGUUUACAUCUGGGAUAACAUGGUGAAGGUGCUCCCACCCAACCUGCUGUACGAGAUUAAGAUUCAUGAGACAGAUAAGAACAUCGUUAUAUAUCGAGGAGAGUAGACGUGCUGAUGUAAUGUGACGUCUGAUAUGGUUACCUGGAUAAGUGCCAUUGAUUGCUGUUUAUUAACUUCACUGUUGCCUACUGAUGACUGCAGACUCCGGUUAGUUAGAAUGACAAAGGUUUAUGAAGCUCGAUAGAUGAUAUUUUAAGGUUAGUACUAUACUUGCACUUUAUAGACCAAAUAUUUUGCAGCAAAUGAAAAUGUUCAGUAUUCUUGUAGAAUUUGUAUUCUUUAAAAUUAUUUAAACCAAUGAUUCCCAAUUUUUUUUUAUGUAUGACAAGUAAAGCAAUGUCAAGUUGUAAACCCUGAUUACAGUGUGAAUUUAACACACAUUCUACACAACACAAGACAUAGCCCACUUGCCCAGCUCCUGUUCUGGCAUGACACUAGCUCAGCUCCGUGGGCCUGAAAACCUCCUCUUCCAUCUAAUCCAAAACCUCUAUGGUACAGACUUCCUCGGUGCUCUGAGCUCAGAGUCUGGGUAGCCUGGCUAACAAAUUGCAGCUACAAUUUCCAGCAGUUUACUUUACUGUCCAUCAGAAAACUCUGUAAAUCACAGAGUUCAGAUGGAGGACAUCAGUGUACAUCUCUCAGUCUGUUGCAUUAAACCUGGCUGUAGCAGUUUUUGCCAGUGCUGUGAUGAAAUGGUCUCUUAAAAUAAAAUAAAAAGAUGUUACCUUGAAAA